This is a messenger RNA of Brienomyrus brachyistius, 3986 nucleotides long. Its product is annotated as spondin-1-like. The transcript is spliced from 16 exons. Gene Ontology annotation, cellular component: extracellular matrix. The record is from RefSeq and is a predicted model, not a curated record. NCBI's taxonomy places the organism in Eukaryota, Metazoa, Chordata, Actinopteri, Osteoglossiformes, Mormyridae. The coding region runs from base 322 to 2736 and encodes 804 amino acids. Gene Ontology annotation, biological process: cell adhesion.
GUUCAGCCCCUGCCUAGAUGUCUGGGAGACAGACAACGGCGUUUCCCUCCCCUAUCUUUCCCUGUGAAUUGCUCUGUUAAGUAAACAUCAUCAGAGCCGUGCGAUCCUCCGGGCUGGGAGUGCUGGGUCUCACAUCCGCAUGGCUUUAUGUUCUCGGUAGACGAGACCGUCUUUUCACAAGAAAAGGGAGGGCGCUCCGAGAAAUUGACAAGUUUGGUCAAUUUCUGGAGUUGUGGGAAGGAUUUCCCUGGUCCGUUCGUCUGUUUUCUCUUUCUCUCGCAUUGUCUGCCUGGAUAGAUCUGCCGAUAUACAUUGCCCAGGAUGGGAAUACAGCCGCACGUACUGCUGCUGCAGUGUCUCAUCUCCACUUUUGCAUGCAAUGUCUUCGCUUAUUCCGAGGAAGGUGCAGAUAAAACGGCCAAAUCCGACGGAUAUUGCAGCAGGAUCUUAAGGGCUCAAGGCACCAGGAGAGAGGGCUAUAAUGAGUUUCGGCUCAGAGUGGAGGGGGACCCCGAAAAUUACCAGCCUGGGAGCACUUACAGAGUGACUCUGUACGCGUCCAGCCCUUCCUAUUUUCGAGGCUUUACACUCAUCGCUUUGAAGGAGGGAAAGGAUGGUGACAAAGAUGAAGAUUACGCUGGUAAUUUUCAGAUCAUAGAUGAAGAGGACACUCAGUUCAUGACAAACUGUCCGCCCGCUGUGACAGAGAGCACCCCGAGGAGAAGGACGAGAAUACAAGUGUUCUGGACGGCGCCCCCCGCUGGCAGUGGCUGUGUCAUCCUCAAGGCCAGCAUUGUGCAGAAGAGGAUAAUCUACUUCCAGGAUGAAGGUUCUCUCACAAAGAGGAUGUGUGAGAAAGAGUCGCUCCUUGGCGAGGCGACGGAAAAGCCCAUCCUGGAGUGCUGCGCCUGCGGCACGGCCAAGUACAGGCUGACAUUCUACGGGAACUGGUCCGAGAAGAUACACCCCAAGGACUACCCCCGACGUGCCAACCAUUGGUCAGCCAUAAUCGGGGCAUCCCACUCGAAGAAUUAUGUGCUUUGGGAGUACGGGGGCUACGCCAGCGAGGGGGUCAAACAGGUGGCCGAAUUGGGCUCUCCCGUCAAGAUGGAGGAGGAGAUUCGCCAGAAGGGUGACGAGGUUCUAACUGUCAUCAAAGCGAAGGCGCAGUGGCCAGCCUGGCAGCCCCUCAAUGUGCGGGCCGCCCCCUCAGCUGAGUUCUCUGUGGACCGUUCCCGGCACCUCAUGUCCUUCCUGACGAUGCUCGGCCCGAGUCCGGACUGGAACGUGGGUCUGUCUGCUGAGGACCUUUGCACCAAGGAGUGUGGUUGGGUGCAGAGGGUGGUACAGGAUAUGAUUCCCUGGGAUGCCGGCACCGACAGCGGCGUCACCUACGAGUCCCCCAACAAGCCCACGGUGCCCCAGGAGAAGAUCCGGCCCCUCACCAGCCUGGACCACCCCCAGAGCCCCUUCUAUGACCCUGAAGGGGGCCCCAUUACACCCGUCGCCAGAGUGGUGGUGGAGAGGAUCGCCAGAAAGGGGGAGCAGUGCAAUGUCGUCCCCGACAACGUGGACGACAUCGUAGCAGACAUUGCCCAGGAGGAGAAAGAGGAAGACGACACGCCAGAAACCUGCAUAUACUCCAACUGGUCGCCGUGGUCGGCCUGCAGCUCCUCGACCUGCGACAAGGGCAAGCGCAUGCGGCAGAGGAUGCUGAAGGCCCAGCUGGACCUUAGUGUGGCCUGCCCACACACCCAGGACUUCGAGCCCUGCAUGGGACCCGGCUGCAGCGACGAGGAUGCCUCCACCUGCAUGAUGUCGGAAUGGAUCACCUGGUCACCAUGCUCGGCCUCCUGUGGCAUGGGCAUGCGCUCCCGCGAGCGCUACGUCAAGCAGUUCCCCGAGGAUGGCUCCAUCUGCAGCCUGCCCACUGAGGAGACGGAGAAGUGCGUCGUCAACAACGACUGCGGUCCAAGCAGCUGCCUGGUGACAGAGUGGGGCGAGUGGGACGGAUGCAGUGCCACCUGCGGGUUGGGCAUGAAGAGGCGGGAGCGCAUGGUGAAGAUGCUCCCACCAGAGAGCUCCGAGUGCAAUGCCGAGGUGGCCGAGGUCGAGAAGUGCAUGAUGCCAGAGUGUCACACCAUCCCCUGCAUGCUGUCACCCUGGUCUGACUGGAGCGACUGCAGCGUGACAUGUGGCAAGGGCAUGCGCACACGCCAGCGCAUGCUGAAGUCGCCCGUGGAGCUUGGCGAAUGCAGCGAGGAGCUGGAGCAAGUGGAGAAGUGCAUGCUGCCCGAGUGCCCCACAGACUGCAUGGUGACCGAGUGGUCCGAGUGGUCUGAAUGCAACAAGUCCUGUGGGAAGGGUCACAUGAUCCGAACGCGCAUGAUCAAGGUGGAGCCGCAGUUCGGGGGUGACUCCUGCCCUGAGACAGUGCAGAGGAAGAAGUGCAAGAUCCGCAAGUGCAAACGCGGCCCAGGGGGCGGUGAAGAACGCAAGCGGCGCAAAGAAGCCCGCGAGAAGAGGCGGAGCAAGCAGAGCCGCGAGCCUGAGACCGAUGAACAGCCAGCAGGCUGCAAGAUGAAGCCGUGGUCAGCUUGGAUGGAAUGUACCAAGCAUUGCGGCGGGGGGAUCCAGGAGCGCUACAUGACGGUGAAGAAGCGCUUUGUGAGCAUGCAGCUUGCCAGUUGCAAGGACAAGAAGGAGAUACGCGCCUGUAACGUGCAGCCCUGCUAGGGUGACCUAGCGGGGGGGAGGGGGGGGCGGGCACGCGACUGUGACUGUGUCAGUGAUAUGAUGAUGCACUCUGUUUAGGGCUGUCAUGGGGCAAAAUCGGUCUUGUUUUAACCUGGGUGUCUGUGAACUGCAGGGUCUUCCUGGGGGACCUGGGGCAAAUCUGAGUGAGUCUUUGGUUUGCCCUCACCACCCCCACCCGCCCUCCUCCCUGACAAGUUUGGGCACAGAGUAAGAAAGGGUCAAAGGUUACGCCCAGUACCACUUACAGUACUAGAGCUGUCGGGUCCAUAAGCUUAUACUGAAUAUACAAAUCAUAUAGAAGGAACAGUUUUAUAUGAUAUGUAUCUCAGAACAGGGUCUGGGGGGGUCAUAAGACACAAGGUGAGGCUACAUCCUAGAUGGGAGGGUUUCGUAACUUAUACUUUUCUUUUAUAUGAACUAUACUACUACCACCAAUAACUUUGGCUAUUGUCCAUGAUCAUCAGCCUUGCCUGAAGGAAAACCUUGGUCUUGGGCUUGGGAUCAGGCUGCACCCUAGUGACAGCAUGUGCCUGUAAAGGACUGGGUCCAAUCCCCACCAAUCCAGUACCCUGCAUUUCUGUCCGAGGCUCGCAACCCUACAAAACAGUCACUGUAAAUGUAACCAAGGUGGGCCACUUACAAUCAAUACCCAGCUGAUUGGGAAACAACACAUCUGGUUAAAACAGAUUGAUUUUUCGCUGUGUGUACAAAAACUCUGUUGCAUAUAGAAUUUCUUGCAAGAUUACUGUAAACUUGGUGUGGUAUGUUAUUCAUAAAUAAUAAAAAAAAACAAUCAGUUAAGAAAUAGAGCUGUUAUAUCCUGUGGUAACUUCUUCAAUAGUGUAUGAUAUUCCCGAGACAAAAGCACAGGUAACCAACCAUUCCAGCAUUUUCUACUGGUCAGGAUGCUGUUUUUAGCAAGAAUCUGUUGUGACUUUUUAUUCGACUGUAAUACAUAUAGAGGCUCUACAACUUUUUUAUUACUUUGUGCAUCAUUAGAAAUUUUGUUGUGGAAUUUUGAUAAGAAUGUCAGCCGGCUUCUUACCAAAGUCGUGAGUAGAUGUUUUCUAGAUGUUUCUGACCUUUUCUCCAAACACAGACACACAAACCCACACACACACAUACAACACGUGCUGUCACACACAAAACCUCUCUUUUCGUUCUCUCUCUCUAACAUAUUACUAUUUUGGAAUAAUUCAUCUUUACAAUAAAAGUUAAUGUGAGAAAAA